AUGGGUCGGAAACAGACCCAGCCUCGCUCAGGCGGCAAUACGAAGGUGGCGAGUGCCGAGCGAUCUGCCUCACUUCUGUCGACAAGUGGUGCUGUGCCUGCGCUCAACGCCUUCUUCCCGUCUCUGCCUCUGGCAACGCAGAACGACAACGAGAGCGAAAUCACUGUCGAUGGUGACUUCCGAUUGCUCUUGAAGAAAUUCUUCAAGAAGGAUGCUGUCACGAAGUUGAAGGCUCUCGAGGAGUUCGUGGCCCUCAUCGGCACGAAAUCAGAGGAAAGUCUUUUGGGAGUGCUCCCAUUCUGGCCGAGACACUUCAGCAGACUGGGAAUGGACAUCGAUCGACGUGUUCGGGAAAGCACGUUUUCCGCGCAUCGACACCUCUGUCUGAAAGUUGGCAAAAACAUCGCCCCUUAUCUGAAGACGAUCCUCGCGCCCUGGCUCGUCGGUCGCUUCGAUCCGCACGGGCCGGCUGCGUCAGCAGCUGAGAGAAGCUUCAAUGAAGUCUUCCCUGAACGGAAACACCGCGAUGUCAUAGUGUUCUACCUCACGGACACGAUCGAGCAAUUCCGUCGCAACCUGUUCGAGAUCACGGUGGCGACCGUCGCAGACUCUCAGGAUCUCACGGCGGAGGAGAAAGUCAUCAAAUUGAUAGCUCUUCAGAGCGGUACACUCCAAGCGCUGCGAUACGUGUUGGAAGUUUCGGUGAGCGCCGACCAAAGCCACGAGAAGAAGAUUGAGCCGUGUCUGGAUCUGAUAAACGACCCUGACAUCUGCCGCCUGGCGAAGAACGAGCAUGCCGUAGUUCAGCGAUACUUCUACGAGCUCAUCAGCGUCAGUAUAGAGAAAGCUGUCCUCAGAGACUUUAGGUCGGUCACCGGCUUGACCCUCGGUCGCUUAGCCGGAAGCGAGGAUCCUUUGACGUGCUCGGCGAUUUGGCAGACCACCGUGCAAUUAGUGGUCGCGCAUCCAGAAUGUUGGUCCUACGUCGCUUUCGAGAAACAAGUGCUCCCACAGCUGAAGCUAGUCAUCAAACGAAGGGGUUCCGGGAGUCCCCAGAGUAUUUUUCAAGCCGUGCUAUUGCUAUUCGCAAAAAUGCCUGACAAUCCCAAAUACCGAUUGGCGGUCUUGAAUUCCCUGAAAGACUGUCUGACCGAGAAUGUUACGACGCAAACAUCGGUGGGAGAAUUGGGAGCAGCCGCGAGGGCUUUUUUCGAAUGCUUGCGCUACGCCAUUGUCCACUUCACAGUCGAUUCUGCGGGAGUUCUCCAGCUCAUCGGGGACCAUCUUCUAUCACUUCUCCGGAAAAUGAUAGCGAUAGAGGACACUGCUGUCAUUAGAGUCCAGCCGAUAGUUUUCAAGGAAACACGCUCUCUGCUGAGUUACCUGCGGAAGAACUCUGAUGGAAGUGGAAAAUUCGCUGUCCUCGAAUCAAUCUAUCGCGAUGUUUAUGCGAUAAUCAUGGAUUCUCUGGAUUCGAGUCACAAAAAUGCAGUGAUCGCUCUACACUGGCAUCUCAACUCUGCUGCGGAAUCUCUCGGGGUCAGGAGAACUCUUACCUUCGCUGAGGGUGGCGACCAGCAAAGAGGCAAGAGAAGAUCUACCCUGACUCCGAACGAAGACCUCGUCGACUGGAAUCGGGCUUUCCUCUGUCGAGUUCUCACUCUAUGCUCCUCGAAGUCGGAUGAAAGCCUCUUCAAACUUCUCGGGAACUCGUUCCCCGCGUACUUCGACCAGGAGUCGAAGGAGUUCUUCGCCGAGAAUGGAUUCGAUGACGAAUGGCUCCGCGAAAACGUCGAGAAAUGGCUCGAGGAGGAAGCAGCGGUCAGAACCGCUGUGGAAAUGCUGCUGACGAUAGCAAAUUCCAAACCGGAGAACGGUGUGGCGGAGAUCGUGAGAAUGUGUGAGGAGAAGCCGCAACUUUUGUUGACAAUCCUCGACCAAGCCUCUGAGUGCUCCUGCGAGAGGUUCCAGCCGAUCCUAUCGACUAUCUUCCAUACCGAGUCUUUCGUGGAUACGAUAAGCAAUGAGCUGAAAGGGCCACGCAAGUGGGAGAUCGUCGGAAGUUGUCUAUCCUCGCCUCAUUUCUUCUCUGAUUCCCUCAUCGACGAACUCGUGAUCGCUUUGAUUGAAGACAUUGAGACGAUUCUCACCGAGCAAGAAUGCGACUUGAAUAAAAUCGAGCUGAGUAACAGUCUCACUAAAAUCUCAGCAUCGGACGAGAUGACAUGGAAGCGACCGAACUUCUCGACUCUGGUGUUUCAAAUAUAUCGAUUAUCUGUCCAAACCCUCGCUGAGCUCGAAGAAGCCUCGCAAGCGUCACAGGGCAUUGCCAAAAGAAUGCAGGAGACUUGGGUGACAGCUCUUGCAACUGACUGCGAAGAAAGUCGGAAUUGCCGUCAUCGAGUCAUUGCCGAUCUCAAGCAGAAAAUAUUGGACCCGUCUCCGAUCGAAAUCGCCUCCGUAGUGGAAAGCGUCUUGAGCUUGCUGACGAACAAGUCUCUUGAGGAGGACUUCCAAGUGCUGAGAGAACUUAUGCCAACCUCGGAGGAAUUCGAUCGGAUGUGUCGUGAGUGCAGAAUAUCGGAUUGGCUUGCGAGCGAGAGAUUGCGGCAGAAGGAUUUCGAGCUCCUGAUCAUUCACGGAGACAGCGAAUAUAUGUCAGAGCCAGAACACCGGAAAUUGGUCUCCGCCUUCAUUACCUUGUUCGAAAUCUGCGAGACGAAGAAUGCUUUCGAGCUAUUCGACGUGAAUCAUCUCCUGCUCAUCGACCUCAUUGAUCCUCAGCCGAGGUUCAAGCCCGUGAUGAAUUCUCUCCUGGCCAACGACAGAGUUUUAGAAAAGGCUGUCAAGAGUCUGUGCGCACAAGACGGUCUGCAUUGGACCGCGGUCCUGUAUAGCUUGAUGACCCUGACCGGCAUCCGCUUGCCGAAGAAUUCCUGGCUAAAAGAUGAAUGCAGAGCAUCGCUGAAAUGGGUCUGCAUUAAACACGCUGACAGCGAGGAAGAUGUAAUGGACUUCUUGACCGUGUCGCUCGAACGCUCAGACCCCUCCGCGAAUCCGGACCCGACAAAUCUAUGUCUGAGCAUGGCGUGCCUCCGCAAGGCUUACAGCGAAAGAUCGAGUGAUGCUGUUGGACGGCUUGCAUCAUACAUCAGAAAUUCAUUCGAGGUCCACGCGGAUCUUUUCGACACUUCUCGGCCGGACAGCUGGCACUUGUCCGUUUUGUCAUUCCUGUCGUUCUUCGGGACAUACCGGAUGAACUUCGGCGGCUUGUGCGGGGAAGAUUUUGACUGUAUCUUGACCGUUGUCUGGAAUAUGAUCGAAAAUUUUCCCUGGCGCGACGCCGAGAGCAAAUCCAACUUGGCUCUUUCCACGGGAAUCAGCCUCUGCGAAAUCGCAAUCCAAGUAUCGGAUUUGCUUGCGACGGGGAACGAAAGUCUCCUAACCGAAAAAACUUCUGAACGGGGAAACUGCUUCAUCAAGGCCGUCAUCGAGGCAUUGGUUCCCACGUUCCAGACAGAAUCGGAGAACCCAUGGCAGAUGCCCGAACUUCUCCUGCAGAACGUCGCAAACGUUUACGUUUCUUUGGACUCGGCUCUCUUGGGAGAUUUCUGGACAUCGCAGAAGGAAAGCCCUUCCAUAAGAGAUAUCAUGGCCGUCCUCUGUGAGAAGAUGCAAGUCAAGCGGCUCUCUCUCCAGCUCGCGGCCUAUGCUCUGACUUUGAACACCAUCAUUGAGACUCUCAACAUGCCCGAAGAAGAUGAGGACGACGAGAGCGACCUGCACGAGCCAGUAAAGAUCGAUCCGAUCCUAUACGGAUUCCUGCAGGACAUGUCAAGCUCGCUGGCGAUACUGAAGAAGUCCCAUGGGGGAUUCCGGUCGUGGGAGCUUCACGACGAAGAGGAUUUAUGCGUUCUGAGUGCUUACAUCUUGGCCAUGUCGACAACACUGCUCUUCUGCAGUCACGUCAAUACGGAGGAACGAUCCGCCUAUUUCGAGUAUGUGGACGAGCAAGGUCACUGGGAACGGUACUUGAACCUCUUGCUGGAAUUUGUCCCGGAUCAACCGCCCCCCAAUGCUUUCCUCGAGAGUGCCCUCCCACGGAAGUUCGACUUCACGCAUCUUGUCUGCUGGGCUCUGUUCGAUGUAUCGGCUCGAGCUCCUGGCGUAAUGAAGUCUUGGUACACGAAGCUCAACGACCACAAGAAGGAGAGUCGUAUGAAGAACUUGAUGACUAAAUACGUCUCCCCAACCCUGAUAGGGAGGGAGCUAUCGAAAGCACAGAAAACGAGCGAAGAGCCCGAUAACAUGACACUGAGCGUUUUGAAUACCACGAGAGAAAUCGUGGCUCGGUACACCCUCGAAGACAUCGGGAGAACCUGCCAGGUUUCGGUACAAAUGGAAUCCUGCCAUCCUUUGAAGUCGAUGCGCAUAUCUUAUGACCCGGACAAAGUCACCGGAUCGAAGGCCAUGUGGCAGAACUUGAUACGACAGCUCAAUACUUUCUUGCACUCCUCGGAUGGUAGCAUCGUUGACGCCCUGAGAGCUUGGAAAGAAAAUCUCGAUCGGAAACUCGAAGGCGGGAAGGAGUGCUGCAUAUGUUAUUCGGUUCUGCAUGCAGCCACCCUGAAACUGCCGAAUUACCCGUGUAAUACCUGCAAAUAUCGCUUCCACAAGGCUUGCAUGUACAAAUGGUUCAGACAGGGCAAUGCAACGUGUCCCCUAUGCAGGUCGGCGCUCGAGUAAAAGAAUCUUGGACUGUGAUAAGAUAUAUCGUCUCAAUAAACACCUUUCAACACCGA
Molecule: messenger RNA, 4802 nt
Organism: Galendromus occidentalis (western predatory mite)
Lineage: Eukaryota; Metazoa; Arthropoda; Arachnida; Mesostigmata; Phytoseiidae
Gene: Ltn1
Product: E3 ubiquitin-protein ligase listerin
Exons: 31
Coding region: 1-4746 (1581 amino acids)
Source: RefSeq, a predicted model, not a curated record